AUGUCCAGACCAAGCAAGUCGCCCAUCAUGCUUAACGUCAAGAGGCUCAGCGACCUGCUGGCCAAGAACGUGGAUGCGAGGCUGUAUCCGCGCAUGUUCGUGAUGUCGCCAAAUGGAACUCUGCUUGCCUACUCAACCCCCGCCAACAUCAAAGAGCUUAGAGACCAGGCCGCUCUGAUUUCCAUGGCCUGGAAAGAACAUGAGCUCAACAUCCACUCAGGGGCACAUGACGCAGAUCACGAAGGCUCUUCCGCGCCACCCCAGCCACUGGAAACUCUAACCAUCGAGUUCGACAACAACAACCUGAUCGUCCGCGCCAUUCAACAGAAGUUGCUACUCGUCCUGGUUGGUGGCGUUCCCCCUGGACGCAAGCAGACGUUCAAGAUUACUCCUGAAACUCAGGGUGGCCCUCGCUACCCCACCGAAAUCGCUGGACUUUCCGGCGGCCGCCACGACGGCGUCAUUGAGCCAUCGCAGUCUUCUGAAGCAUCCGGCCAAGGGGCGGAUCUUGUUGGCUCGCCUGAAGCUCCAUCUACUGCCUCCAUCGCUGACAGCACCAUGAGCCAGAGGGAAAAGGACAUGAAGCUCGGUGCUCUCCAUAUCCAGCGCAAGAAGCUGGACGCCAUGACUAGGUUCAUCCGACAGGACUUUGAGAGGAAAGGCUUCGUCAUGCCUGACGACGUGAGCUUCCCAUAA
This is a messenger RNA of Lasiodiplodia theobromae, 696 nucleotides long. RefSeq names its product Proline-rich transmembrane protein 2 isoform x1. NCBI's taxonomy places the organism in Eukaryota, Fungi, Ascomycota, Dothideomycetes, Botryosphaeriales, Botryosphaeriaceae. Bases 1 to 696 code for a protein of 231 amino acids. The transcript is spliced from 2 exons. The record is from RefSeq and is a predicted model, not a curated record.